Molecule: messenger RNA, 1010 nt
Organism: Hipposideros armiger (great roundleaf bat)
Lineage: Eukaryota; Metazoa; Chordata; Mammalia; Chiroptera; Hipposideridae
Gene: SFT2D1
Product: SFT2 domain containing 1
Exons: 10
Coding region: 168-590 (140 amino acids)
Biological process (GO): vesicle-mediated transport
Cellular component (GO): membrane
Source: RefSeq, a predicted model, not a curated record
AGCCGGACCAUGGAGAAGCUGCGGCGGGUCCUGAGCGGCCAGGAAGACGAGGAGCAAGGCCUGACCUCGCAGGAUUCACAGAUUAAUCUACUCAGAAUUUGCUGGACACACAGGAACAUCGUUCGUUGCUCUGGAAUAAAUUAUCGUCUCAAAACUGCGUUUUAGUAAUGGAGGUCCUGGACGCCUCAUCCCUGAGUUUCAGCACCCGGCUGAAGUGGUUUGGCAUCUGCUUUGUGAGCGGCGUCUUCUUCUCCAUCCUCGGAACUGGAUUGCUGUGGCUUCCUGGUGGCAUAAAGCUUUUCGCAGUGUUUUACACCCUUGGAAAUAUUGCUGCGUUAUCCAGCACGUGCUUCUUAAUGGGACCCGUGAAGCAGCUGAAGAAGAUGUUUGAAACAACGAGAUUGCUUGCAACAAUUAUCAUGCUUUUGUGUUUGGUGUUUACCUUGUGCGCUGCUCUCUGGUGGCACAAGAAGGGGCUGGCCUUAUUAUUCUGCAUAUUGCAGUUUUUGUCGAUGACCUGGUAUAGCCUGUCAUACAUCCCGUAUGCAAGGGACGCAGUGAUUAAAUGCUGUUCUUCUCUCAUAAGUUGAAAAUCAGAAACUCUUCAAAAAGAGCAUUUGAAAAUUGAUGUUCUGUUUUUGGUGAAGUACGUUUUUCCUGAUACGGUAAUCACUCCAGAAACCACUGACACAAACCAGCGACAGCUGAAGACCGUUUUGUGUACUGGGAGAACUACAUGCUUGAUUAAAAUGUUAAACGCUUGUAAUGUGAAAUUCACUAUAUGUCAUUAAUAUGCUCUCCCAAAGAGGAGGAGAUUUUAAUCAUUGCCAGUUGUAAAUGCUUAGCCAAUUUUAAAAUCUUUUCUAAACAGCAUUUGAGAUGUGAAUAUUUAAGGAUAAACCCGUGCUGCAAGAUAUAUUCAACUUUUUGGGCUCUUUUUAAAUGUCUAGAUAUUUUAAGUGUCUUUUUUUAAAAAAAGUUAAAUGUGAAAAAUUUUACUUUAAAAGUUG